AGGAAACUCGCCGCAGAUUCUUCCUUGCGUGAAAAAUACGUACAUUUUAUGCGUGAGUAUGUGACACUGGGUCACAUGGAAGCGAUCGAAACAAAUCCCACAAAUUUCACGCAAUGUUAUUAUAUCCCUCAUCAUGCCGUCACCGGAAAAUUUCGGGUGGUCUUUAACGCGUCAUCUAAAACUACCAACGGUGUAUCGCUUAAUGACACUCACUUUUCCGGCCAGCAGUUGCAAGACAACUUGGUAGAUAUACUACACCGAUUUCGACGGUACGCUAUAGCCAUCACUGCAGACAUAAGGAAAAUGUUUCGUCAGGUGUGGGUUGAUCCGAGACAUCGUAAAUGGCAACAAAUCUUGUGGAGAGAGUCGCCUAACGAAACACUGCGUAUUUACCAGCUCAAAACGGUGACUUAUGGUAUAGCAUGCAGCCCAUACAAUGCAAUUCGCGCGCUAAUACAAUGCGCACUUGAUAACGCUGAAGCCAUCAUCGACGGCAGCCGGGCAGCCGCAGCGCGCAACAGCAUACUUCAGUGUUUUUAUGUCGACGAUUAUUUGGAUAGCGUCGAUACUACAGAGAUGGCCGUCAUCCGAGCACAAGAUGUUAGCACCAUUCUUCAACUAGGUGGAUUCGUGUUAGACAAAUGGAAUUCUAACUGUUCACGGGCCCAAGCGACAAUAUGCGGCUCUUCCGUAGCAGAUUUGGCAAUCAAUUUGGGCGAUCAUGACACGAAAGUACUGGGGCUACACUGGAACCCAGUUACCGACAACUUGUUCUUCAAGACGUAG
Molecule: messenger RNA, 786 nt
Organism: Rhagoletis pomonella (apple maggot)
Lineage: Eukaryota; Metazoa; Arthropoda; Insecta; Diptera; Tephritidae
Exons: 1
Coding region: 49-786 (245 amino acids)
Source: RefSeq, a predicted model, not a curated record